This is a messenger RNA of Nothobranchius furzeri (turquoise killifish), 582 nucleotides long. RefSeq names its product hemoglobin subunit beta. Gene Ontology annotation, cellular component: blood microparticle; haptoglobin-hemoglobin complex; hemoglobin complex. NCBI's taxonomy places the organism in Eukaryota, Metazoa, Chordata, Actinopteri, Cyprinodontiformes, Nothobranchiidae. The record is from RefSeq and is a predicted model, not a curated record. Gene Ontology annotation, molecular function: peroxidase activity; haptoglobin binding; organic acid binding. Gene Ontology annotation, biological process: oxygen transport; hydrogen peroxide catabolic process.
GGAGGGGGCUGUCCGUUUAUAAAACAGAUGCUCUGCUCCUGCAGACCAGAGUGGAAAAAAAAUCUACUAUCAGGCGAAAUGGUCAAGUGGACAGACUUCGAGCGCGCCACCAUCAAGGACAUCUUCUCCAAGAUUGACAGUGGAGUCGUCGGUUCUGCAGCUCUUUCCAGAUGUCUGACUGUCUACCCCUGGACCCAGAGGUAUUUUGGUAAAUUUGGAAACCUCUUCAACGCUGCUGCCAUAGCGUCAAAUCCCAAGGUGAAGGCUCAUGGCAAAGUGAUCAUGGGUGCCCUGGAGAUGGCUGCGAAGAACCUGGACGACAUCAAGAACGCGUACACACAACUGAGCAUCCUCCACUCUGAGAAGCUGCAGGUGGACCCUGAUAACUUUAAGCUCCUGGCCGACUGCGUCACCAUCGUUGUAGCAGGUCAGCUAGGCAAAGCCUUCACUCCGGAAGUCCACGCAGCUUUUGAGAAGUUCCUGGCAGUGGUGGUGGCUUCUCUGAGGAAGCAAUACUACUAGAGCUCCAGCGGAGUUCAAAGUCUCUCUGAGUGAAUAAAUAAAACAAGCUUUUUCAACAAA